Talaromyces proteolyticus is the source of this 2285-nucleotide messenger RNA. Its product is annotated as putative MFS peptide transporter Ptr2. Bases 375 to 2147 code for a protein of 590 amino acids. The record is from RefSeq and is a predicted model, not a curated record. Lineage: Eukaryota; Fungi; Ascomycota; Eurotiomycetes; Eurotiales; Trichocomaceae. The transcript has 3 exons. Gene Ontology annotation, molecular function: tripeptide transmembrane transporter activity; dipeptide transmembrane transporter activity. Gene Ontology annotation, biological process: transmembrane transport. Gene Ontology annotation, cellular component: fungal-type vacuole; plasma membrane.
CAGAAACACCAAACUCCGAACAGCACCACGGCCCAUCACUCUGUUCGAACGGAUCGGCUGGGACCGCUUGCUUCCCCAUCCAUAGGACGGCGCGAUGGAGUUAUGCACAUGUAGCGCUCCACUAGGCUCCAACCAUGGAGAUGCAAAUGCAGUUCCACUAUUGUAACUUGUCCAGGAAGCUUGGCGAGGGAUAUGCCCUCACGGACCAGGAACAGGCAAAUUUUCUGCUUUGUCGUUUUCGUUCUAUUAAUAUUAAUGGUUGCGUGUCCCACCACCCCGUCCUGCGCCCCGAGGUGUUCUUUCCUUGCUUGUUCUCAUUACAUUCUUCCACCUGUUCUUGAUUCUGCCUCCUGCCGCUGUACACUUCGAUCGCAAUGGCAGAGCACGAGGCUGAGGUUGCUCAGCUGCACCAGUCUUUCGACCGUGUCGAGGGAGCAGCUCACCCGACUACCGAUAUCGCGGGAGGAUCUCUACCCGUCGCCGACGUCAAGCAGUUUGAUGUCGACGAGAAGGCCCCCGCCGUCACCCCUGAUGGUGAAGAGCCCACGGAGGAUGAAAAGCGCACGUUGAGACACAUUGCCGAGCAUCUGCCAGCCUCCGCCUGGCUGGUCGCCGUGGUCGAACUCAGCGAGCGAUUCACCUACUAUGGAACACAGGGUAUCUUCCAGAACUACAUCCAACGCCCACUCGACGGCAGCGAGGGUCGUGGUGCUCUGGGAAUGGGCCACGAGGGUGCCACUGGUCUUUCUACUUUCUUCCAGUUCUGGUGCUACGUGACUCCUAUUCUCGGUGCUGUCAUCGCUGAUCAGUACUUGGGCAAAUACAAGACGAUCGCCUGGUUCUGUGGUGUUUAUAUCGUCGGUCUGGCGGUUCUUCUCUUCACUUCGCUCCCCCCAGCCCUUGAGCACGGCUCUGGUCUUGGUGGAUUUAUCGUUGCUAUCAUCAUUAUUGGUCUCGGUACCGGUGGUAUCAAGAGUAACGUGGCCCCCUUGAUUGCCGACCAGUAUACCCGCAAGAAGAUGGCCAUCAGGACCAACCCCAAUGGUGAGCGUGUUAUAAUCGACCCUGCUGUAACAGUGCAGCGGAUUUACAUGAUCUUCUACGGUUGUAUUAACGUUGGUUCACUGUCCCUUCUCGCCACUCCGUAUAUGGAGCGUGAUGUCGGUUUCUGGUCUGCCUUCCUUCUCUGCCUCUGCAUGUUCCUGGUUGGUGCUGGUGUUUUGGUCUUGGGCCGCAAAUUCUACGUUGUGCGCCCGCCACAAGGCCAGAUCAUUACCGAUGCCUUCAAGGCCAUUUUUAUGAUGAUCAAGCACUUCAACAUGGACGCGGCCAAACCCAGCUGGCAAGCCGAGCACGGCCACAGCCAUUCUCUGCACUGGGACGACCACUUUGUCGACGAAGUGAAACGUGCCCUUAUCGCCUGCCAGGUCUUCGCCUUCUACCCGAUCUACUGGGUUGUAUACGGCCAGUUCUCCAACAACUUCGUCACCCAGGCUGGGCAAAUGUCGGGACACGGUAUUCCAAACGAUCUGAUGCAAAACUUCGACCCCAUCUCCAUUAUCGUUUUCCUGCCUAUUCUUGAACUCGCCGUCUAUCCAUUCAUGCGCAAAUUGCACAUUCCAUUCAAGCCCAUCACUCGUAUCGCACUGGGCUUCUGCGUUGCUUCCUUGGCAAUGGUCUACGCCGCCAUUGUUCAGCACUUGAUCUACGUAUCCGGACCUUGCUACGACAAACCACUUUGCGACGCUUCUAAGGUCAAUGGCGUCGCCCAAGGAAACAACAUCCACAUUGCCAUCCAAACCCCAGCAUACAUGCUGAUCGGUAUCUCUGAAAUUUUCGCCUCCGUCUCCGGUCUCGAAUACGCCUAUACCAAGGCCCCUCCCACCAUGAAAUCCUUCGUCCAGUCCAUGUACCUGCUGACUAACGCAUUUGGAUCUGCCAUUGGCGAAGCCUUGACUCCUGUUGCCUACGACCCAGCUAUUCUCUGGAUGUUUGUCGGAUUGGCGUGUGCCUCGUUCUCAGCGGGUAUCAUCUUCUUCGCUGUCUUCCGCAAGCUGAAUGAUAAGGAGGAGGAGAUGAACGCUUUGGAUGCGGAUGAAUACGGCCCUGAGACCGGCAACGUCGCGCCGGUUCAACAGGAGAAGUAGAUGACGAUGAUAUCAUAUACGAUGAGGUGAUUGAUGCUAUAAUUUUAAUGCAGCAUAAACAACCUAUUGGUAUUUUCUUUCAAAUAAUUAAAAUAAACAAAACAAUCCUCCCUUUUUCAAAACUUCCUCCCUUCCCCC